Messenger RNA from Dicentrarchus labrax (European seabass), 3448 nucleotides. It is a transcript of the gene lnx2a, whose product is annotated as ligand of numb-protein X 2a. Bases 849 to 2786 code for a protein of 645 amino acids. Lineage: Eukaryota; Metazoa; Chordata; Actinopteri; Moronidae. The record is from RefSeq and is a predicted model, not a curated record. Gene Ontology annotation, molecular function: ubiquitin-protein transferase activity; protein binding; metal ion binding. The transcript has 10 exons.
UGAUAGAUGAAUGCUUUCAUGAGUGCAAACACACACACACACACACACAAACACACACAUACUCAGAGAUCAAACUCUAUGCCUGCAUGAUAACCAGGAUUUCAUAAGGCUUAUACAGCUAAAGCAGCUUUAUUGUAUUGGAAUCAAUCUGACAAUUAACAACAGAUAGGUAGUUACUAAUGAGCUGAAAGGAUUAAUCAAUUAAUCGAUUAGUCGAUCAACAGAAGAUGAAUCGGCAACAGUUAAGAUAAUGAUCUGAUCCGAUCUUUAAGUAAUUGUAUAAGCAAAAUGCCAACAAUUCAUUAGUUGUAGCUUCUUAGGAGUGAAUAUUUCAGCCCAGUUUAGUUUAGUGAACUAUAGUUGUAAACUUGAUACUUUUGGGUUUUGAAUGGUUGGUUCAGAUGAAAUAAGAAAUUCAACUCACCUCAGUUUGGGUUCUGGGAAACUGUAACAAGCAUUUUCCUCCAUUUUAUACAUUUUAUAGGCCAAACCAUUCAUCUAUUACUGGAGAAAGAGAUUAAACAGAUUAGUACAUUAUGAAAAUAAACUAGUUAGCUCUGUAUAACUUUAAACUAAAGUUGAAUUCAAACCCUUCCGUCCUCAUGAUUGGCUCCUUUUCUGGCAGGAACUUUUAGAGGUAUCAUAGCUCUUAGUUCAGACUCACCCACAAUCCAUAACCUCAAGAGUUUCCGUCCAUCCACACGCUUUGGCUUUUGGCCCAUUUGGACCAGGUGCUGUGAGACCCUGAGGGGAUUAUUGGGCUGUAGGUCAUGUGACGGGGGAUUAGUGGUUCCCUACCGCAGUCAUGGGUUGGCUGACCAGGAGCUCCAUGUUCUCAUUCUGCAAUCAUGCUGAGCAACUUCAACACCAGAGACCUUUUCAACCAUUUCUUCUGUGAGACCGCCAAAGGCAACCCUGGCCUGUGGUGUCCCGGGACGCGGUGUCAGCAGACGAGCGUGGAAGGUCCUCGGUGUGAGAGCGGGGAUGAGCGAGCGAUGGUGACCAGCCCUCCCAGGUCUCCCAGCUCCCCACAGACAGACCUAAGGGACCGCACACCCUCUCCUCCCUCCGGACCUAAUAACACCAGCGGCAAUGGGCCCAUGUGGACAGACGACGCUGGGCUGGACAACCCUGCCUUUGAGGAGAGCACGGAGGAAGACAGUGUGGUCGGGCUGGAGUGUGUGGUCCCCAGGGUGAAGCGGCCCCUCAGUAAUCCGUGCAUCCACCUCCUCCGCUCUGUCAGCUCCACCUCCUCCGGCUGGGACUGCCCUGAGUCUCCGCCUCUCUCUGCUGAAGAGGGCUGUGUGAAGUUGCCCUCGCUUCCUGAAGGAGAGAUAACUGCCAUAGAGGUCCACCGGGCGAACCCGUAUGUUGAGCUGGGCAUCAGCGUCGUUGGGGGAAACGAGACGCCUCUCAUCAACAUCGUGAUCCAGGAAGUGUACAGAGACGGGGUCAUUGCACGAGACGGGAGGCUGCUCGCCGGGGAUCAGAUAUUACAGGUGAACAAUGUGGACAUCAGUAACGUCCCCCACAGUUUUGCCCGCUCUACACUGGGACGCCCCUGCACCACUUUGCAGCUGACUGUGCUUAGGGAGCGUCGUUGUGCCUCGCGGGCACCUCCCUCCUCUUCCUCCUCUACCCCGGCUGUGCCCCAUGCUCCCUGCUCCACCCCUGAGGGCACCCCAUCCAGCCCCGCCACACUGAGAAUCACCCUACACAAGCGGGACUCAACAGAGCAGCUCGGCAUCAAGCUGGUGCGGCGAACAGAUGAGUCAGGAGUGUUUGUGUUGGAUCUGCUAGAGGGAGGCCUGGCAGCGAAGGACGGCAGACUGCGGAGCAACGACCGUGUGUUGGCAGUCAACGAACAGGACUUACGCCACGGCACCCCGGAGCAAGCUGCACAGAUCAUACAGGCGAGUGGGGAGCGAGUCCACCUGCUGAUUGGACGACCCAACAAACCAACACCUCCUCCACCGCCAAAAUCAAGCUCCACCAGAGACCUCUACUGCCUUGAUCACUUCCUGCCUAACCACAGCUCUACCCCGAGUCCUGUGCCCAUACACCUCUCCCGCACCAGCACUCACAGAGACCUUUCCCAGUGUGUGUCCUGUAAGGAGAAGCACAUCACUGUGAAGAAGGAACCCCUCGAGUCUCUGGGCAUGACUGUUGCGGGAGGUCGCGGCAGCAAAAGCGGGGAGCUGCCAAUCUUUGUGACCAGCGUCCAACCACACGGCUGCUUGUCGAGGGACGGACGAAUCAAACGAGGUGACGUCUUGCUGAGUAUCAAUGGGCAGGACCUAACGUACCUCAGUCACAGUGAGGCUGUGGGCACCCUGAAGGCCAGUGCUGCCUCGCCCUCGGUGCAGCUGCGGGUGCUGGAGGUCAGCAUGGUGGAAGAGCACGACCAUGACGAGCUGCUGCCUCACACACAUGACAGUGACUUUGAUGCCAACUGGUCCCCCUCGUGGGUCAUGUGGCUGGGCUUACCCAGCUACCUGCACAGUAGUCAUGAGAUUGUACUGCGGAGGAGCCAUCCGGGCAGCUGGGGUUUCAGCAUCGUCGGGGGAUAUGAGGAAAGCCACGGCAACCAGGCGUUCUUCAUCAAGACCAUCGUCCUUGGCACACCUGCGUACUACGAUGGCCGCCUCAAGUGUGGUGACAUGAUUGUGGCAGUCAACGGCCUGUCGACAGCAGGAAUGAGCCACUCAGCGCUGGUGCCUAUGCUGAAGGAGCAGCGCAGCCGGGUGGCGCUUACUGUGGUCUCCUGGCCCGGCAGCCUGGUAUAGCUGGGCCAGAUCAUAAGCAGGCUGCACACCACACUGAGUCCACCCAGAACGUUCUAUAUUGGGAACAACCUUGGCCAAAGUGAACUGGUACACGCUACUGUACAUCGCUCCAUACCGGGCUUAAUCCAGGACCAAAAGCAUUCAGAACUGUAGACCCAGCAGGACCAAGCCUGUCCUGACCAGGUGGGAACUGAUCCAGAUCGUGCCACGUCACUCGACAGACUGCACUCACAAACACACUGCUGAGAUCAUAUGGUCAUGUUGUCUUCACUCCCACAGGGAGAAAUGGUACUGCAACUGUUAACAGGCGAUCUGUGCUGUAUUCACCUCACAAGGCAGUUGUAGAAUCCAGGGCUGUAUUCAGGUGGAUGCAUCGUUGCAGGUAGAGAUAGAAUAUUUAAAAAAAAUAUUAAAAAAAGUAGCCUGUGAUCCUCUGUCAUCUAGGAUAAUGACCUGUAAUCACUCUAGUCAAGAUUUUCUGCGACACCAGCGCUGUAUCCAGCUGAAUAAGCCUCAGGCCUUAUUAGAAACCUGCCGCACCCUGGGGGCUCAACUGCCCUUAGGCCUCAUCACCAUGACAACCAGCUGUCCCAUCAGCUGGAGUUUUAUACAUGUGUGUGAAUGUGUGUACUGUUUGUUUAAUAAACAUUUCCUUCAGAGGA